AAACCACACCCCUCUUCUCAAAAACAAACAUAAACUUGUUUGCUAGUAGAAGAUUUAGUUAAUGGCUGCUUUAACUGACUCUAGAUUAACCGUGAUCGGUUUGGCUCUAUUUGUUCUAAUAAUAGGAGGGAGUGUCAAUGCAAACCUUUCUACAAACUUUUAUUCGAGUUCUUGUCCUAAACUUCUUUCUACCGUGAAAGCUAACAUGCAAUCUGCCAUAUCAAAGGAGGCUCGAAUUGGUGCUUCUAUCCUCCGUUUAUUCUUCCACGAUUGUUUUGUCAACGGUUGUGAUGGAUCAAUUCUACUCGAUGACACGCCAACCUUUACCGGAGAGCAACACGCGGCUCCGAACAAUAACUCUGCUCGUGGAUUCGAAGUAAUUGACAACAUAAAAUCAGCUGUAGAGAAUAUAUGUCCCGGAAUUGUAUCAUGUGCUGAUAUUCUUGCCAUUGCAGCCGCAGAUUCCGUCACAAUUCUCGGAGGCCCAACCUGGAAUGUAAAACUUGGAAGAAGAGACGCUAAGACAGCCAGUCAGUCUGCUGCACUUGCCUCCAUUCCAAGACCAACUUCCGACCUCAAUGUGCUUGCCAAAAUGUUUAGUGAUAAUGGUCUUUCCAUCAAGGACUUAGUCGCAUUAUCAGGUGGUCACACAAUUGGACAAGCAAGAUGCACAACUUUUAGGACAAGAAUCUACAACGAGACUAACAUAGAUACUUCUUUUGCUACUACGAGACAAUCAAAUUGUCCAAAUGCAGCAGGCUCCGGGGAUAACAAUUUGGCACCCCUUGAUCUUCAGACUCCCAUUUCUUUUGACAACAACUACUUCAAGAAUCUUGUUCAGAACAAAGGUCUUCUCCAUUCUGACCAACAGCUUUUCAACGGCGGGUCUACCGAUUCUAUUGUGAGUGGCUAUAGUACUAAUCCAAGUUCUUUUUCAUGUGAUUUUGCUGCGGCUAUGAUCAAGAUGGGAGAUAUUAAACCUCUCACUGGAUCAAAUGGAGAGAUCAGAAAGAAUUGUGGAAAAAUAAACUAAGGUUUAAGUUUAAAUUAAUUAAGUGUUAUAUGUAUACAAAAUUGUGUAAUAUAUAUAUAUAUUGAUUGUGUGUGUCGCAGGAGUGUGUGCAAUAAGGUGUAAACC
Messenger RNA from Lathyrus oleraceus (garden pea), 1138 nucleotides. Its product is annotated as peroxidase P7. The record is from RefSeq and is a predicted model, not a curated record. The transcript has 4 exons. Gene Ontology annotation, biological process: response to oxidative stress; hydrogen peroxide catabolic process. Gene Ontology annotation, molecular function: heme binding; peroxidase activity. Bases 62 to 1033 code for a protein of 323 amino acids. Lineage: Eukaryota; Viridiplantae; Streptophyta; Magnoliopsida; Fabales; Fabaceae.